UGCGUGUGUGUUGUUCCUCCCUGUGUUUCAGACUGCGCGCGGUGUGUUUGAAGCAAUGUUAUGGACACAAAACCCGACUGAAGUGAGCUAACUCCUGAACCUAUCGGCUAGCUUGCGAGCUACCUAACAUUAGCUUAGCGGAGAGCGGCGGUUUGUGUGUCCUCGCGGAAACGAUCGAUCGCUGCUCUGACAUGUUUGUUUUUUUAACGCCAGUCGCUCCGACGUCCGGCGGGUGUUCCGGUGUCGCGGUUGGCGUCAAGUCGGUGGACACAAAACGCAAGUUAUAGCCAGCUUUGUGGCGCAACACUGGCAGCUUCUCGCAGUGUUGGCAUGUGCUGCUUCAAAAACAGACAAGAUCCACCUUUGAUUCCAUGCCAACUUUCAUCAGGUCCGACGGUUGGGCUGCGCGAGCGAGUCAAGGAUGACGGAGUGGCUCUUUCCACACCUUCCUAUCUGGUUGGCCGACGCAGAUAAUCAACUUUCGGUUAGCUAGCUGAUGGUGUAUCUCGAUGGUGGCUCUCAACUUGCCCCUCCACCCUGCUCCUCAUUCUCCAGACUGUUCCCGUUGUUUAGCUUCCUCUUUGGUGAGCUGAGUUCUCUUCUGCUCACAUGCCGAGUGGAUAGUCGCGUAUUCGUCUGUAUUAGCACUGCGUGAUGAGAUGUAACGGGGUGGAGUCCAACCCUGUUCUCAUUGUGUGAGUAGAUGGUAUUGAUUGAGCAGUGACUCUGUGGGCUGGUAAGCUUAGUUCCCCAAUGGCAGCAGAUGGAGGCAGUGAUGAUGAUGUCAUUCACCUGGCAAGCUUCAACGUCCACCGCAGCCAAUGCUCCCGUUCCCGUAAGAGGGAGCUCAUCACCAUUUCAGACGACUCGGACGAGGAGCCCGUGACUCUGAUACCCGGCAGCCCGGUUCUAGUUCCAGACAAUGCAGAUGACGACAUCAGCAUAUUGGAGCCGCUAACUCCUGCACGCAGACACGUGAUCCGCCCGGCAGCGAAAUGGAGCGGGACCUCGCACAACCCGAUUCCAGUCGCAGGUCACAGUAGCGCCGCGUCCGGGCACCCUGCAUCUGACCCGUCUGCCUCCAGAGAUGCCACGGUCAACUCCUCCCCGGUAAAGCCAGCCAUACGGACACAGACACCGGGGCUGUCGAGCACUUCUGGACACGCACGGCCACAACCCGGCUCGUCAUCGCACACCAUGUCUCAGCCAAAAUGUUACGCAAACUCGCAACAGGACGGUACGUCGGCGCGUACGAAAGAGGAGCUCCAUGAAGUUUCUAUCCAAACCCCAUCUACCUCCACAAAUGCCAACACGUCCAGAGCACCUAUACCUGUACUUCGUCAGCCUCGGCCCGGCACGUCCGGGCUUAUGCAGCCGCCAGCCGGCUCUUCAGAACUCGUACCGGCGGCGGAGCCCCAGCCGAGCACCUCUAAAAGGGCCACGCAAUAUUCUUGUGUGAUUGCGUUAAGUUCUUUUACCAAGACUCAAGAAACGGCCAGUACAAGCACUCAGUUACAAGACAAUCCUCAGGCCAGUACUUCAUCUGCACCGUCUCUGCUCCGCACGCGGUCUCAGUCCGGUACGUCGACACCGCUCCAGUCCAGAGGGGCCGCGAUCCUGCAGCCGCGCCCCACACAGGAGGAGAAACUAGUCGUUCUUCCCCAGCAGCCGAGCAUCCACGCCUCCGCUCUCAAAACCCAACCCCAACCCCAACCCCAACCCCAGCUGCAGCUCAGGCCCCAGAACCCACUGCAGCCCGCGUCGCUCCAUCCAAUGCAGUGCAAUCUCAUUCCGAUUCAACCGCAGCCCCCGGCCCCUCCCCCGCCUCCAGUCCAGGCCCCUCAACAGCCUCAGGUGAUACAGGUGGUCCCCCCUGCAGUGCUAAUAGCUGCAGCACCGGAGAGACUCGGCCCCCCGGAGGCGGGUCACCGGAUCAUCCUGGGGAGCCAAGCGCCCGAGGAAGCGGUUCCCAAUCCUCCGCCACAGGCCGGUGCCUCUGGCGUGCUCCCGGCGGCCCGCGGCCUUCACAUCCGGGUGUCUCACGUGAACUCCAACCUUCCCGUUCCCCCAGCGGCCGCAGCUUCAGUCCCACACAACGGUCGCCUUCUGGCUCCCGCUCCAAACCACCCAGAAAGAGUCAACCCCGCCCCCGGUCUGGUCGCCGUCCCUCCUGCAGCGGAGGACGUUCCCCGGAUAGAAGACGCGAGGCCGGGUCCCUCGGCGCCGCAGGGGAGAGCGGAGCUGCCGCCCCACGUUAGAGCCCUCAUCACAGGGGUUCUGGAUCUAUUCCCAGAUGUCUACGAAGCCUAUGUAGCAGAAUUGAUCCAGACCAAUAACGUGGUGGACUUGAAUGUUAUCUGUAACCUGCUGUUGGAGAACCCUGAGUACCCGAGGUGGGGUACUGCAGCCGCCACAGCAGCUCCCACCAGCAUCCUACUGGAGUGUGGAGGAACCGAGACAGAGGUGACCGAGGACCUGUUCGACUUCACCAAACUGGGCGCAGUGGGGUCGGAGGCGGUGAUGCAGGCCGCCGACUUGCUCAUGGCGGAUUUCCGGAUGCUCAGCUGUCAGGACAUCAAAUGGGCCCUCAACGCUCUGAAGGGACACUAUGCAAUCACACGCAAGGCCUUAUGGGAAGCUCUGAAGAAGUGGCAGGAUUCGGGCGACCCCUCAGGAAGGAGACGACGGAGCAGAGCCUCCUCCUCGGAGCGCUGCUGCGUCGACUUCCACUUCGAGCGCGGUUCGGUGAAGUUUGAAAAGAAAAUGUAUUUCUUGGUGAACGACCGCUGCAACUGCAAAACCGACAUGAUCCUGGAAGCCUCCUUGCAGAAGGAGCUUUCAUUCUAUCUGCAGAAGGCCAAGGAAUGGGCAGAGCAUGAGGACUUCCUCCUGGCUCUGCAGGUCAAUGAGGAUGAAUACAAGAUGGACGGCCAGCUGAUCGAGUGCGGCUGCUGCUACGGGGAGUUUGCGUUUGAGAAGAUGACGCAGUGUUCAGACGGACACCUGUUCUGUAAAGAGUGCCUGGUCAAAUACGCUCAGGAGGCCGUGUUCGGCUCCGGGAAUUCGGAGCUGAGCUGCAUGGAGGGAGGCUGCCCGUGCUCCUACCCGGUGUGUGAGCUGGAGAAAGUCCUCCCGGAGAACAUACUGUGUAAAUACUACGAGAGGCAGGCGGAGGAGGCCGUCGCCGCCACCUGUGCUGAUGAACUUGUGCGGUGCCCGUUUUGCAAUUUCCCAGCCUUGUUGGACAAAGACCGGUCUCUGUUCAGCUGUCCCAACCCCCGGUGCCGCAAGGAGAGCUGUAGGAAGUGCCACGUCCAGUGGAAGCAGCACGUGGGGAAGACGUGUGAGCAGGUCCUGGAGAAGGACGAGAUCCGCAUGAGGGUGCUCUUCGAGGAGCGCAUGACGGCCGCCCGGGUGAGGAAGUGCGUGAAGUGCGGGACGGGCCUGGUGAAGUCCGAGGGCUGCAACCGGAUGCCGUGCCGCUGCGGCAGCUUCAUGUGCUACCUGUGCAGGGAGCCGAUCACGGGCUACAACCACUUCUGCCAGCACGCGCGCUCCCCCGGCGCGCCCUGCCGGCAGUGCCGCAAGUGCUCCCUCUGGACGGACCCCACGCAAGACGACGAGCGGAUCAUUCAGGACAUCCAGAAGGAGGGCGAGGCGGAGCUGAAUAAGAAGUCUUUAGAUAAUCCGGGGAAGCGGGUCGGCCCUCCUCCGGAGCCCAUCACCGAGGCCAAGCGGCCGUGCGUGGGCCCCCUGCACGAGAACCCCCCGCACCCUCACCCCGCGGCCCCCCCCCCCCACCCGCAGGCGGUCCAGGCUCCCCUGUUCGUGCCGCCGCGCGGCCGCUACCCGCCGCCCCAGGCCGGCAUGUACCACCAAGUGAUGAUCCCCCGGCUGCCCCCGGCCCCCUACGUGCCCCCCCUACAGCACCUGCCCCCCCUGAACAACAACAACAACAACCACCCGCCAGUCAACCCGCUCCACCACAACUUGGACAUGAUGGACCUGCCCAUGCACUACGGACCCCCGCACCGCUUUCACCGCCGCUUCUAGCGGCUCGCCCUCAGACCGCGAGCUCUUCGUCACCGGCUGGUUGUUGACUCUUCGUCACCGGCUGGUUGUUGACUCUUCGUCACCGGCUGGUUGUUGACUCUUCGUCACCGGCUGGUUGUUGAGCUCUGAUGUUUUGUAUCUUUCUGUUUGCGUCGCCGUUUUCUACUCCAUCGCGUGUGUGUGCUCACGCCGGAGGGGGCGGGGCUUCACUGAAAUGACGAGCGCACCUGUGACGCUUUGCCUUCGAUACCGGAGAGCCACGUGUUGCUCCUCUUCCGUUUGUACGUCGCGGUGGAGAUGAUGUGUGGUCCAGAGUCUCGAGCAGACCAGUUUAUACGAUAUUUUUGAGUACAUAAUUGAAAGAAGAAACACACGAGCAUUCCUUUGUGUAACAGGUGAGAGACCACACCGUUUUCUAAUAAAGUUUAUGUUCACUUUUC
Molecule: messenger RNA, 4493 nt
Organism: Pseudoliparis swirei
Lineage: Eukaryota; Metazoa; Chordata; Actinopteri; Perciformes; Liparidae
Gene: rnf216
Product: ring finger protein 216
Exons: 17
Coding region: 754-4053 (1099 amino acids)
Source: RefSeq, a predicted model, not a curated record